AUGUCUGAAGAACAAGCUGCCAAGACCGUCACUGAAGGUUUCGCUAACUUACAUCUAGAUGAUGUUACUGGUGAAAUGGUUUCCAAAUCCGAAUUGAAGAAACGUAUUAAGCAAAGACAAGUCGAAGCUAAGAAGGCCGCCAAGAAGGCUAACGCUCAACCAGUCCCUGAAUCCAAGAAGAAGAAGGCUGAUCAUCUUGCUGAUUUGGAUCCUUCCCAAUAUUUCGAAGCUAGAUCUCGUCAAAUUUUAGAAUUAAGAAAGACUAAGCAACCAAAUCCAUAUCCACACAAAUUCCAAGUUUCUAUCUCUAAUCCAGAAUUCCUAGAAAAAUACGCUUAUUUAAAGAGAGGUGAAACUUUGCCAGAAGAAAAAGUUUCCAUUGCUGGUAGAAUCCAUGCUAAGAGAGAAUCUGGUUCUAAAUUGAAAUUUUACGUCUUACACGGUGAUGGUGUAGAAGUUCAAUUGAUGUCUCAAUUGCAAGAUUACCACAAGGAAGACGAUUACGAAACUGACCACGAUUUGUUAAAGAGAGGUGACAUCGUCGGUGUUGAAGGUUACGUCGGAAGAACUCAACCAAAGAAGGGUGGUGAAGGUGAAAUCUCUGUCUUCGUUGAACGUAUCGAAUUAUUAACUCCAUGUUUACACAUGCUACCAGCUGAUCACUUCGGUUUCAAGGAUCAAGAAACUAGAUACAGAAAGCGUUACUUAGACUUAAUUAUGAACAAGGAUUCCAGAGGUAGAUUCAUCACUCGUUCUAAAAUCAUCAAGUUCAUUAGAAAGUUUUUGGACGAAAGAAGCUUCAUUGAAGUUGAAACCCCAAUGAUGAACGUCAUCGCUGGUGGUGCCACCGCUAAGCCAUUCGUUACUCAUCAUAAUGACUUAAACAUGGAUAUGUUCAUGAGAAUUGCUCCAGAAUUAUUCUUAAAGGAAUUAGUCGUUGGUGGUUUAGACCGUGUUUACGAAAUCGGUAGACAAUUCAGAAAUGAAGGUAUUGAUAUGACGCAUAACCCAGAAUUCACCACUUGUGAAUUCUACCAAGCUUACGCCGAUGUUUACGAUUUAAUGGAUAUGACUGAAUUAAUGUUCUCCGAAAUGGUCAAGGAAAUUACUGGUUCAUAUAUUAUUAAGUACCAUCCAGAUCCACAAAACCCAGAAAAGGAAUUAGAAUUAAACUUUACCAGACCAUGGAAGAGGAUCAAUAUGAUCGAAGAGUUAGAAAAGACUUUCAAUGUCACUUUCCCAGCUGGUGAUCAGUUACACACCGCUGAAACUGGCGAAUUCUUAAAGAAGGUUUUGGCUGACAACAAGUUAGAAUGUCCACCUCCAUUAACUAAUGCUAGAAUGUUAGACAAAUUAGUUGGUGAAUUAGAAGAUAUGUGUAUAAAUCCAACUUUCAUAUUUGGUCAUCCACAAAUGAUGUCCCCAUUAGCUAAAUACUCUAGAGACCAACCAGGUUUGUGUGAACGUUUCGAAGUUUUCGUCGCUACUAAGGAAAUUUGUAACGCUUACACUGAAUUAAACGAUCCAUUCGACCAAAGACAACGUUUCGAAGAACAAGCUAGACAAAAGGCGCAAGGUGAUGACGAAGCUCAAUUAGUCGAUGAAACUUUCUGUAACGCUUUAGAAUACGGUUUACCACCAACUGGUGGUUGGGGUUGUGGUAUCGAUAGAUUGGCCAUGUUUUUAACUGACUCCAACACUAUCAGAGAAGUCUUAUUAUUCCCAACUUUGAAGCCAGAUGUCUUGAGAGAUGAAGUCAAGAAGGAAGAAAAGGCCUAA
Molecule: messenger RNA, 1779 nt
Organism: Kazachstania africana CBS 2517
Lineage: Eukaryota; Fungi; Ascomycota; Saccharomycetes; Saccharomycetales; Saccharomycetaceae
Gene: KRS1
Product: lysine--tRNA ligase KRS1
Exons: 1
Coding region: 1-1779 (592 amino acids)
Biological process (GO): lysyl-tRNA aminoacylation
Cellular component (GO): cytosol; cytoplasm
Molecular function (GO): ATP binding; lysine-tRNA ligase activity; tRNA binding
Source: RefSeq, a predicted model, not a curated record